AUGCCCUGGGGCCAGGAGGAGCUGGAGAUAUGCAAACGGCCACAAUGUAACUGUAAUCAGAAAGAAACCUACACCAAGGAGAUGGGCAGGCAGAAGUUCCAAGGAAUGUCCAAACCACGAAGUUUCUUUGGUUAUCCUUUGAGCAUCUUCUUCAUCGUGGUCAAUGAGUUCUGUGAAAGAUUUUCCUACUAUGGAAUGAGAGCACUCCUGAUUCUGUACUUCAGACGUUUCAUUGGAUGGGAUGAUAAUCUAUCCACGGCCAUCUACCACACAUUUGUUGCUCUGUGCUACCUGACACCAAUUCUUGGAGCUCUUAUUGCUGACUCAUGGCUGGGAAAGUUCAAGACAAUUGUGUCACUAUCCAUUGUUUACACAAUCGGACAAGCCAUCACCGCAGUGAGCUCAAUCAAUGACCUCACAGACCAUGAUCACAAUGGGACCCCCGAUAACAUUUCUGUACAUAUGUGAGUUGAUGUUAACUGCUGCUCUACUCUCACCCUAGCAUUAGUUGCUUAAUUGGUGUUCUAAUUUUCAAUCAUUUUCCUUGAACUUCACUGUGAGUGUAAGGAGGCUUUUCCUCUCACUUCAGAACAGUAUAGAGAAGGCUGUUGUCUUAACUAAGAGUUUAGUCUUCAGUAUGUCAUUAUCAGAGGAGGCAUUUUGAUUCCAACUCUUGGCAACCCUAUACGAUGGAUUCAAGAGUGUGGAAUUCACAGUAAACAAGCUUGCUACCCACUGGCAUUUGGGGUUCCUGCUGCUCUCAUGGCUGUAGCUCUGAUCGUGUUUGUCCUCGGCAGUGGAAUGUACAAGAAGUUCCAGCCACAAGGUAACAUCAUGGCUAAAGUGGUCAAGUGCAUUGGUUUUGCCAUCAAAAACAGGUUUAGGCAUCGGAGUAAGGAAUUUCCAAAGAGGGAGCACUGGCUGGACUGGGCUAAAGAGAAAUAUGAUGAACGGCUUAUUUCUCAAAUUAAGAUGGUUACGAGGGUGAUGUUCCUGUAUAUCCCACUUCCAAUGUUCUGGGCAUUGUUUGAUCAGCAGGGCUCAAGGUGGACACUCCAAGCAACAACUAUGAGUGGGAAAAUUGGAAUUAUUGAAAUUCAGCCAGAUCAGAUGCAGACUGUGAAUGCCAUCUUGAUCGUUAUCAUGGUCCCCAUUGUAGACACUGUGGUAUAUCCUCUGAUUGCAAACUGUGGUUUCAAUUUCAGCUCCUUGAAGAAGAUGACAGUCGGAAUGUUCCUGGCUUCCAUGGCCUUUGUAGUGGCUGCCAUUGUACAAGUGAAAAUUGAUAGUACUCUUCCAGUCUUCCCCAAAGGAAAUGAAAUCCAACUUAAGGUAUUGAAUAUAGGAAAUGAUAACAUGACUAUAUCAUUUUCUGGAGAGAAUGAGAUACUUGGCGCAAUGGCUCAAACAGAUGAAUUUAGGACUUUUGAUGUAGACAAACUGCCAAAUAUAAGUAUUUCUUCUAAUGGAUCACAAGACACUCCAGUAACUCAUACUUUUGAAGGGGGCCAUCGCCACACCCUUCUCAUAUGGGCCCCCAACCAGUACCGAGUGGUAAAGGAUGGCCUUAACAAGAAGCCAGAAAAAGGAGAAAAUGGAAUAAGAUUUGUUAAUACUUUUGAUGAGACUAUCAGCAUCAACAUGGAUGGAAAAGUUUAUGAAAAUAUCACCAGUUACAAUGCCAGUGAAUAUCAGUUUUUUCCUUCUGGCAUGAAAACCUUUGAAAUAAACUCAACGCAGAUUUCACCAGGGUGUACAAGUUUUAAAUCUUCCUAUCUUGAAUUUGGUAGUGCAUAUACCUACGUAAUAGUAAGGCAGAGUGCAGGUUGCCCUAUCAAGAAGGAGUUUUUAGACAUUCCACCCAACACAGUCAACAUGGCUCUGCAAAUUCCCCAGUACUUCCUUAUCACCUGUGGAGAAGUAGUCUUCUCUGUCACCGGAUUGGAAUUCUCAUAUUCUCAGGCUCCUUCCAACAUGAAGUCGGUGCUUCAAGCAGGAUGGCUGUUGACAGUGGCUGUUGGCAACAUCAUUGUGCUGAUUGUGGCAGGGGCAGGCCAGUUCAGUGAGCAGAAGACCACUCAGGUAAAGGCCAGUAAUGAUUUGGGGAGUUUCAAUGAUAUAAGAUAA
Orycteropus afer afer is the source of this 2127-nucleotide messenger RNA. RefSeq names its product solute carrier family 15 member 1 (gene SLC15A1). Gene Ontology annotation, molecular function: dipeptide transmembrane transporter activity. The record is from RefSeq and is a predicted model, not a curated record. Lineage: Eukaryota; Metazoa; Chordata; Mammalia; Tubulidentata; Orycteropodidae. Gene Ontology annotation, biological process: oligopeptide transport; transmembrane transport. Gene Ontology annotation, cellular component: membrane. The transcript has 22 exons.